This is a messenger RNA of Vicia faba (fava bean), 1080 nucleotides long. Lineage: Eukaryota; Viridiplantae; Streptophyta; Magnoliopsida; Fabales; Fabaceae. The record is from the annotation of a GenBank genome assembly.
AUGUACUUGUUGGGAUAUCUUGCCAGCCAAAGUAGGGUUUAUUUGAUUGACAAAGAAUUCAAUGUUGUGGGCUACACACUCCUUUUAAGCUUGAUUGAGUACAAGACUCUUGUGAUGCGUGGUGAUUUGGAAAGGGCUAAUGAAAUUCUACCAUCAAUUCCAAAUGAGCAUCAUAAUAGUGUGGCUCAUUUCCUGGAAUCACGAGGCAUGAUAGAGGAUGCUAUUGAAGUUGCUACUGACCCUGAGUACAGAUUUGAUCUUGCCAUACAGCUUGGAAGAUUAGAGGUUGCAAAGGCUAUUGCUAUAGAAGUGCGGAGUGAGUCUAAAUGGAAACAGUUGGGGGAAUUAGCUAUGUCUAGUGGAAAGUUAGAAAUGGCUGAGGAGUGUUUAGAACAUGCAAUGGAUUUGAGUGGAUUGUUGCUUCUAUAUUCUUCAUUAGGAGAUGCUGAAGGAAUAUCAAAACUUGCAAUUCUUGCUAAAGAGCAAGGAAAGAACAACGUUGCUUUCCUUUGCUUAUUUAUGUUGGGUAAACUUGAAGAUUGCCUUCAGUUGUUGGUAGAAAGCAAUCGGAUUCCAGAGGCUGCUUUGAUGGCUCGAUCGUAUCUUCCAAGCAAGGUCUCAGAGAUAGUGGCAAUAUGGAGAAAAGAUCUCGGCAAGGUUAAUCCAAAAGCUGCUGAAUCUUUGGCUGAUCCUGAGGAGUAUCCUAAUUUGUUUGAAGAUUGGCAAGUUGCACUUGCUGUUGAAUCUAAAGCUUCAGAAACAAGGGGCGUUUACCUUCCUGCAGAGGAAUAUCUUAACCAUGCUGAUAAAUCACAUGUCACUCUUGUUGAAGCUUUCAGAAAGAUGCAGAUAGAAGAAGGGGAUCAGCCUCUUGAGAAUGGGGACUCUAAUCAUGAGUUGACCGAACAAAAUGGAGAAGAGGAUUAUAUAGCGGGGCACAGAGAACAAAAUGGAGAGGAAGGAAGCCAAGAGGAUGAAGUUGUAGUGGAUGCUGAUUCUACUGAUGGUGCAGUUCUCGUUAAUGGCAACGAGGCUGAUGAAGAGUUGAGUACGAAUAAAGAAGGAGCCCCGUCAGCGUAA